CGCUCUUCAGGGCGCAGGCGCAGGGAGGGGGUUGGGGAGGAGGGAAAGCGGCGAGUAAGAUGGAAGAUGAGGAGGUCGCUGAGAGCUGGGAGGAGGCGGCAGACAGCGGGGAAAUAGACAGACGGUUGGAAAAAAAACUGAAGAUCACACAAAAGGAGAGCAGGAAAUCCAAAUCUCCUCCCAAAGUGCCCAUUGUGAUUCAGGACGAUAGCCUUCCCACGGGGCCCCCUCCACAGAUCCGCAUCCUCAAGAGGCCCACCAGCAACGGUGUGGUCAGCAGCCCCAACUCCACCAGCAGGCCAGCCCUUCCUGUCAAGUCCCUAGCCCAGCGGGAGGCAGAAUACGCAGAGGCCCGGAAGCGGAUCCUGGGCAGUGCCAGCCCCGAGGAGGAGCAAGAGAAACCCAUCCUCGACAGGCCAACCAGGAUCUCCCAACCCGAAGACAGCAGGCAGCCCAACAAUGUGAUCAGACAGCCUUUGGGUCCUGAUGGGUCACAAGGCUUCAAACAGCGUAGAUAAAUGCGGGCAGGAAAGGAUGCCGCCGCUGCUGCCGUCACCACCUCCUGGGUCGUCUGCCAUGGGUCGCACUGCCGUGGCAGACAGCUGGACUUGAGCAGAGGGAACGACCUGACUUACUUGCACUGUGAUCCCCUUUGCUCCGCCCACUGUGACCUUGAACCCCAUGCACUGUGACCUCUCUUCCCCCCCCCUUCCCACUGUGAUUGGCAUGUCUACAAGGGCUGUCCCAAGUCAAUGGAAAGGGAAAGGGUAGGGGUUAGAGGAGGGUUGGGGGGACCCACCAAGGACUCAGAGUAGAGAGUCGACAGUGCCACCUGGCCACUUGGGGUAAAGCCAGUGCCAGCAAUAACAGUUUAUCAUGCUCAUUAAUUUGGGAAUUCAAAACACAGAUGAGAACUCCUGUCCACCCACCUUCAAGUGCAUGUCUUCAUCACUUAAAAGCAAGUUCCAUUUGAAAAUAUCCUUUCUUUUUUUUCCUUUCCUUCCUAUUUUUGUUUGUUUAUGCAAAUAUUUGAUUUGGAAAAAAAAGUGCAUGGGAGGGGUUUUAGCAGUUUAAUGAAUUUUUAAUUGAGAAAGAGUAGUUUGGUAGUCUACUUAAAAAUGUUUCUGGGCAAUUCACUAGAAACAUUAACCAAUAGGAUUUUGGUGAGCUUAGCUUCUGUAUUCCUACUGCCGCCCGGAAAAGGGGCAGGGCUCUGCAGCCCCCAAUACAGAUGAGCACCCCAUGCCUAUACCUCCCUCCCCCAGCUAAGUCCCAGGGCAUCUGGGCCAUACCUGGAGACUGGGCUAGCUCUGCAGGCUCAGAGAGCCUGGGGAGGGUGCCAGCCCCUCACCUCUAGUAUUUUGGGAGAUAGGGAAAGUAAACAGACUUCCCUUUCCAAAAUUCCUCAGGGUGGUUCCCUACCAGCCAGGCUUACUACUAGAAGAGAGCAGGGAGUGAGGCUGCACUCCUGGACUUCAGGAGUAAGGGCUGCGGGACUUGCUCAGUAUUUUGCUGUUAGCAUAAGGAAAGCCAGGAGGCAGUCUGACUCCAGGACUCUGGGCCUCCUGCCUUGUGUGGUCAGAAGGUAGGUAAAUCUUCCCACUCCGGCAAGGCUUAGAAUGCUCAAGGGUCUGUGGAGUGUGGAGUGCCAUCUCUUGAUAGCAUCAGCUUGGUGACUCUACCCAGUAUGUUUCCUUUUUGAAAUCACUACCUUGGGAGCAGACUAUCCUGAAUACCUUUGGGAGAAGACAGGCUGUGCAUUACAAAGGUUGGUGAUGACAGACUGGUUCCCCACUGGCCUAGGUUACCCUCCACCCCUUUUUCCAGAGCGGAAUGAAGGCAGUUUCUCCUCUGUCCCUGGAGCCUGGAGAUUUGCUUUGGCUCUUUGAGGUGGACGAGGCUUAGAGGGCCCUGCCCAGAGCGGCUCUGUAUGUGUACAGUCUGGCCCCCUCAGGCUUUCUGAUCUCUUCUGUUGUACUGCGCCUUAGGUCCCUCGGCCAGCCAGACGGCCUCUUGGCUCAGCAGAUGAGUUUUGGAGUGGUUGGUGUGACAUUUGUGAUGAGGGCAGCUUGUGGUGGCCAAGGUGGCAAGCUAGCUUUUGCAGGCUCCCUCCACUUUGCCCUGUGGGGAUGUUGCCAGGCCCAGCAAGCCCUGGCCCACUGCACCUUCCCCUUAGGAAGACGGGCAGCCAGCUGUCAGUUGAGUCAGCAGCUAGUCCACAGCACAGCCUUACAACUGUGUGAAACUGGGAAAUUGCCCAUGAGCAGAGAUGGAACAAAGCUUCAGUCAGUAAAGACCUACAGGAUGUUGAAUCAUGCCUGCAGGCUAUUCUAAGGGGAAAUGACCUCCAGGAGUAGGCAAGGGAGAAGGUUGCUGCUGUCUUUACAGUUCCACUGCCCUGACCAAGUUUCCACAUUCUACAUGGAUAGUGUCCAUCCCUUAUGUAAUAGUAGUUUCUGGCCCAAGAUAAGGCUAUCCUUUUCAGUCGGAGAAGGGUGCAGAGGCAGGCCAGGUGGGAAGGCCAGAAGCGCUGAUUGCUCAGCCAUUGGGACCACCUAUUCUUGCUUCCUUCUCUCGUGGGAGCCAAGGGAAGGCUGGCCGAUGGGUGUCUGUGGAUGGAGGAUGUAGUAGGGACUGAUGCUCCCACCUCCCUCCGGCCAAAGAUGGGGCUCUGCCCACUGUGUGCCUGUCACCACCCACCAGCAGUUGUAUCCUGGCUUCCCAGAUGGGGAGGUGGCAGGCAAAAUUUUAAAAAGAAAGAAAGAAAAACGGAAACUAUUGUGUUGGGGGGAGGUGAGGGGGGAGAUGGGAGAACGGUUUGGAUUUUGUGUGUGUUUGUGGGUGUUUUUUUCUUUUUUUCCUUUUUUUUUUUUUUUUUUUUUUUUUUUUUGUAGUUGUCUAACUUUCCUUAAGUGCUUUUUUUUUUUUUUAAUUUUUUAAAAAAAAAUUUAAAAGUAAGCUGCAGGCUUUGGCUUGGAAAACCCCAGAGGAGUGGGGGCAGAAACCUGAGGCUGCUGCCCCUUUAUCUGCCUUUGUGGUACUGUCCCCUUCCCCCAGCUCCUUCCUGACCCCGUAAGCCAGGCCUCAGACCUUCCAGCUAACCGCUUCCCAUGAGCCACUACUCUGAUGUCAGCCUAUAACCAAAGGAGCUGGGGGUCUGGGCCUGGUGACCAACCCUUCUCCGCCCACUCAAUCAGGGUGCUCCCCACCUGCAGGCAGGAGGCAACACCCUAUCUGCUACCAUAAGCCCCUUCCAGAGCCCACUGCCCUGCCCUGCCCUGUCCAGCCCAGCCAUACCCUGCUCUGCCCCAUCUGGGGAUGCUCUGCUCAGGGAUGGGCCGGCAGGGCUGCCCCAGCCUCCCUGGUUGGCAGAGACUCUGGAAACCUCUGGGUUCCUGUUUUUGGCCAUGUGAUCUCAGGGGUGCACAUGGGCCCCUUGGGUGUCUGAACAGAAGGGCAUGGGAGGGAGGGCCGCACCCCUGCAGUCCUGCUCUGCUGGUCUAGCGGGCAGCUGCCCACCCUACCCCACCCCGCACCGCGGGCUCCUGAGUCGGCAGAUUAAGCAUUUUAUAAAUUGUAUUUUAAAUACAUGUUUUAAACUUGUCA
Camelus dromedarius (Arabian camel) is the source of this 3606-nucleotide messenger RNA. It is a transcript of the gene SZRD1, whose product is annotated as SUZ RNA binding domain containing 1. NCBI's taxonomy places the organism in Eukaryota, Metazoa, Chordata, Mammalia, Artiodactyla, Camelidae. Bases 60 to 518 code for a protein of 152 amino acids. The record is from RefSeq and is a predicted model, not a curated record. The transcript is spliced from 4 exons.